Messenger RNA from Meloidogyne enterolobii, 792 nucleotides. The record is from the annotation of a GenBank genome assembly. NCBI's taxonomy places the organism in Eukaryota, Metazoa, Nematoda, Chromadorea, Rhabditida, Meloidogynidae.
AUGAACGAAACAAAAGCGAUUAUUGGAAUUGCUUGUUUAAGCUCUCUAUUGGCAGUUUUAUCAACUCUAAUUGUACUCCCUCAACUUUAUUUUCAAAUUAAUCAGUUGAGUGAUCGAGUUCAGGAUGGAGUGCAGGCAUUUCGUGUGGACACGGAUUCUUCUUGGAAUGAUCUGAUGGAAUUACAAUUAAUUGGAAUCCCUCAAAGUAAAGUACGUGGAAACCCUCUCGAGUCGGUUUUUAGAGGAAAACGUGAUUUGCCUAGUCAUUGUAUAUGCCAACCACUUCGAGUAGUUUCAGCCCCUUGCCCACUACCAAACCAAGCAUGUCAACGAUGUCCAGCGGGACCUCCAGGUCAAACAGGAAAAGCAGGAGAGGCAGGCCAGCCUGGCCAAGCUGGGAAACCUGGACUACCCGGAAGAAGUAGUGGAAGUGGUCCUCCAGGAUUACCGGGUCCACAAGGACCGGUCGGACCCCCAGGAACGCCUGGAAGGGCAGGACAUAAAGGACAUCCUGGUAGAAAUGCUGUUACAAACCCAACAGUUCCUGGACCCAAAGGACAGCAGGGAGCUCCAGGCUUGCCAGGAAAGAAUGGACCUGCGGGAGCGGUCGGAAAGCCAGGCCCAGAAGGUCCCCCUGGACCUGUCGGUCCUGCUGGACAACCCGGAAUGGCAGGUCUACAAGGAAAACCGGGAAAACCAGGAGUCGCUGGACAGCCUGGUGCUGAUGGACAGUAUUGUCCCUGCCCUCAACGCUCUCCUCCUGCACUUAACAAAACAAAAAUGGGUGUUUAA